This is a messenger RNA of Phoenix dactylifera (date palm), 2736 nucleotides long. RefSeq lists its product as uncharacterized. The record is from RefSeq and is a predicted model, not a curated record. Gene Ontology annotation, biological process: regulation of translational fidelity; 'de novo' cotranslational protein folding. Gene Ontology annotation, molecular function: ribosome binding; Hsp70 protein binding. Gene Ontology annotation, cellular component: cytosol. Lineage: Eukaryota; Viridiplantae; Streptophyta; Magnoliopsida; Arecales; Arecaceae.
UCUCGGCUUCUUGCUCCCCGCCUCAUCCUCCCUCGCCUCCUCUUCUCUCGCUCCUCUGAUCCGUGGCUCUCCGAUCAUCUUGCAGGGGCCAGCUUGUUCCCUCUGCUCCCAUAUCAAGUCUUGGUUCGAUUCCAGUACGGUACGGUAUGCCCGGUUCGAGACAAUAUGGCGAACCAUGUAUGUUGGAGGCCUGAGGAGCAUCAGUUGAGUUUAGUAAGCCCUUCAUUCAGGGUUAAUCAUUAGAGGGUGUUUUUGUUCUCAUUGAGACAUUUGGAAUUCAAGCCACUCAUUCUCAAUCUCGAAGGUCAGUGCUCAUCCUUCUUCGAGUGCUAUGGAUGCCCGUGAGAGCCCUCUGCUGAUUACCCAUUCGCCUGAGAUUCUUAAUGGAGAGCCAAUUUUAAUCUCUUCAAAUUGCCUUCCUGUGAAAGCCUUCAAUUUUGAACCUGCGGGGCAUGCCUUCCAUUCAGCUGCACUUAAAUUUUUUGGUUUUUGUGAGGAAGAGGACACAGAUACAGAUGAUCAAAGCGUAUUAUCAGAUGAUAGAGGUCAAGCCUAUAUUCCAUCUUCUGAUUUCUAUAGUAGUAGAGGAAAAAAGAAGUCUGUGGAUGGAAGCAAACAGCAAGACCAUUAUGCGCUAUUAGGUUUGAGCCAUCUGCGAUUUCUAGCUACUGAAGAACAGAUAAGAAAGAGUUACCGUGAGACAGCCUUGAAGCAUCAUCCUGACAAGCAGGCUGCUCUUCUUCUUGCUGAAGAAACAGAAGAGGCAAAACAAACAAAAAAAGAUGAGAUCGAAAGCCAUUUUAAAGCAAUUCAAGAAGCAUAUGAGAUUCUAAUAGAUCCUGUGAAGAGAAGGAUUUAUGACUCCACUGAUGAGUUUGAUGAUGAUAUACCAACAGACUGUGCUCCACAAGACUUCUUUAAGGUCUUUGGUCCAGCAUUUAUGAGAAAUGGGAGAUGGUCUGUUAAUCAACCAGUUCCUUCUUUAGGAGAUGAGAAUGCUCCUUUGAAUGAAGUAGACAGUUUCUAUAACUUCUGGUAUACAUUUAAAAGUUGGAGAGAGUUCCCGCAUGCAGAUGAUUUUGAUCUUGAGCAAGCUGAGUCACGUGAUCAUAAGAGAUGGAUGGAGAGGCAGAAUGCGAAGCUAAGGGAGAAGGCCAGGAAGGAAGAAUAUGCUCGGAUUCGGGCUCUUGUUGACAAUGCUUAUAAGAGAGAUCCAAGAAUCCUCAAGAGGAAGGAAGAGGAGAAGGCUGAAAAGCGGAGGAAAAAGGAGGCAAAGUUUCUUGCUAGAAAGCUACAGGAGGAAGAGGCAGCUAGGGCUGCAGAAGAGGAAAGAAGAAGGAAAGAGGAAGAGGAGAAAAGAGCUGCGGAAGCUGCUCUAAACCAGAAAAAGUUGAAGGAAAAGGAGAAGAAGCUCUUGCGCAAAGAAAGGACCCGUUUGCGAACUCUUUCUGCACCAGUGGUGUCAAAGAAUCUGCUUGAUCUAGAAGAAGAGGAUGUGGAAAAAGUGUGCAUGACACUCGAAACGGAGCAGCUGAGGCAUCUGUGUGAUGAUAUGGAAAGGAAGGAGGGAAUUGGGAGGGCUCAACUGCUAAAAGAUGCACUGGGCAGAGGCAAUUCAAAUGCUAUGAAACAAGAAGCAAAGAGCAUGCAGCCCAAUGGCUCUCAAGACUCUGGUGCAAAAUCCAACCGGGUUAUAGCACAAGUCAAGUCGGACAUCACGUUAAGCAAUUAUGAGAAGAAAGAGAAACCUUGGGAAAAGGAAGAAAUUGAAAUGCUUAGAAAAGGCAUGCAGAAGUAUCCCAAGGGGACAUCUCGGAGGUGGGAGGUUAUUUCGGACUAUAUUGGCACUGGGAGAUCGGUUGAAGAGAUUCUCAAAGCAACAAAGACUAUCCUGCUUCAGAAGCCUGAUUCUUUCAAAGCUUUUGACUCGUUUCUUGAGAAGAGAAAGCCAGCACUGGCCAUUUCUUCACCUCUGACCACAAGAAUUGAACCAGAUGGGUUGCCUGUUGAGGGAACUCAGGAUUCAUCAUCUAAAAUGACAACAAAGCAGUCAACAAGUACUACAAAUAACCAGGAGCCUGUAGAUGGAGUUGUUUUGGCUUUAAAUGGAGUUUCUUCUGGUACAGAACAAGAUGCUUGGUCUGAAACUCAAGAAAGAGCUCUUAUCCAGGCUCUGAAAACAUUCCCAAAGGACAUAAACCAACGCUGGGAGCGUGUUGCUGCAGCAGUUCCUGGGAAAACUGUGAUACAGUGCAGAAAGAAGUUUGCUCUGAUGAAGGAGAACUUCAGAAGCAAGAAAAAUGCAGAGCAGUAGUUUCCACUUGUAGGGCCACCAUUCUUUUUAGCAGUAAAUUUUAGCUACAUUCAUAAAGGAGAGAACUGUUUUCAUAUGACGGCUUUAAGAGAUGCUGCUACAUUAAAAAGAGGGCUUUUUUCUUUUUUUGUUUGAUGAGCUGAUGCAGUAGUUACUUUACUCCACUUGCAGUCAAGGCAUCUUGUUUAUCUUCUUGGAAUUGCUUCAUCAUGCUGAGGGAUGCGUUGUUGUAAAUGGAGAUAUAUAUUUGCCUGCUUUGUACGAGUGAAAUUGACAUAGAUCUCUUUGUAGCUAAAGCUUUUAAGAUAUGGUUCUGAACAUUCUUCUUCUUUUUCUGACAAGAAUGAGCAAGGUGUAGAAUGGAAUAUAAACUUCAUGCCAUACUAAUCAACUUGUCAAGAAUUAUGUUUUGGUUAACUUAA